Molecule: messenger RNA, 2283 nt
Organism: Ziziphus jujuba (common jujube)
Lineage: Eukaryota; Viridiplantae; Streptophyta; Magnoliopsida; Rosales; Rhamnaceae
Exons: 14
Coding region: 106-2025 (639 amino acids)
Biological process (GO): carbohydrate metabolic process
Molecular function (GO): hydrolase activity, hydrolyzing O-glycosyl compounds
Source: RefSeq, a predicted model, not a curated record
AAAUUGAAUUGAUGGCUUGGUUAGUUCAUAUAAACGGACAGGAAAAAAGCUCAAAACUUGAUCAGUUUGAGCUUUUCAGUGGCUGCGAUCCUCUGCUUCUGAACCAUGCAGAUCGUCUUUUGCAGCUCUCUCUGUAUCUUCCUUACCCUUCUCAGCCACAGGGUAUCAUCAGAAGGACAUGCUAGCAUUCCACCCAGAGGUUGGAACUCCUAUGAUUCUUUUUGCUGGACGAUUUCUGAACAAGAGUACUUGCAAAGUGCUGAAAUCAUAUCUAACCGGCUUCAUCCUCAUGGAUAUGAGUAUGCUGUGGUGGACUACCUUUGGUAUAGAAGAAAGGUUCCGGGUGCUUAUCCCGAUUCUCUUGGAUUCGAUGUAAUUGAUGAAUGGGGGAGAAUGAUCCCUGAUCCAGAUAGGUGGCCUUCCUCCAAAGAUGGAAAAGGGUUCACUGAAAUAGCAAAUAAAGUACAUAGCCUGGGUUUGAAGUUUGGUAUUCAUGUUAUGAGAGGAAUUAGUACACAGGCAGUGAAUGCUAAUACCCCUAUCUUGGAUAUCACCACGGGAGCUGCUUAUGAAGAGUCUGGAAGACAGUGGACUGCAAAAGAUAUAGGGAUUAAGGAAAGGGCUUGUGCAUGGAUGCAAAAUGGUUUCAUGAGUGUGAACACCAAGUUAGGGGCUGGAAGGGCCUUUCUAAAGUCACUCUAUGUGCAGUAUGCCGAGUGGGGAGUUGAUUUUGUGAAACAUGACUGUGUGUUUGGUGAUGACUUGGAUUUGGAUGAAAUAACCUUUGUUUCAGAGGUUCUGAAGGAACUUGACCGCCCCAUUUUAUAUUCUCUUUCUCCUGGAACCGGUGUUACACCUGCCAUGGCUAAGAAGGUCAAUGGACUAGUCAACAUGUACCGUAUAACUGGUGACGAUUGGGAUACAUGGGGUGACGUUGUAUCCCAUUUUGAUAUUACCAGGGAUUUUUCUACCGCCAAUAUGGUGGGAGCAACAGGAUUGAUGGGGAAAUCAUGGCCUGACUUAGAUAUGUUACCGUUGGGAUGGCUUACCGAUCAAGGUUCCAAUGAAGGUCCCCACAGAAACUGUAACCUUACUUUAGAUGAGCAAAAAACUCAGACAACGUUGUGGUCUAUGGCCAAGUCUCCUCUUAUGUUUGGAGGAGAUGUGAGAAACAUUGAUGAUGCUACUUACGGUCUCAUCACUAAUCCUACACUGCUGGAGAUAAAUUCUUUUAGCUCAAACAAUUUGGAGUUUCCUUACAUAACGAGUGCAAACAGUUUCAAGAAGGAAGACCAGCUUUCUACCUUGCAAUCAGGGAGACAUUUGACAGAUGGAAGACCUCCACAAACGCCUUCUCUGAGUCUCACUAGCUGUGCGGAUGUGAGAGCAAUUGGUUGGUCUGUUGAAGCUCUUGAUCAAGAUCCUAAACAGAUCUGCUGGAGGGAAAAAUUAAGCAACAAACAUCAGGCACCUUUUUGCCUAUACAAGAGAGAAUCUCAUGUGGCAUCAGAUGAAGAUAUAGGUUACCAACAGCAAUACCAAGGGAAGUUUCAUUUAUUAGCAACUGGUAGAAGUGAGUUUUGCUUGCAUGCUUCUCCCAAGAGAAAGAUCACUUCCAAAGAGCAAAGUAGAGGUUCAUUUUCUCCUUGUCGACGGGAUGCUAACCAGCUAUGGGAAUUUAAUCCUAAUGGAACCCUGGCAAACAGUUAUUCCAGCCAAUGCGCAACAAUGAAUUCUCUUAAAGCUAAGAAUGUCAUUUCCACUGGUGUUCGAUCUUGGAUUGCGACCGGAAGAAAAGGAGAAAUAUAUCUAGCUUUCUUCAACCUCAACGCAGAGAAGACAGUAAUAUCAGCAAGUAUAUCUGACUUGGCCAAGGCACUUCCUGGUAAAAAUUUAAAUGGAGCUUCUUGCAAGGCCAAUGAAAUAUGGAGUGGAAAAGACUUUGGGAUAAUAAGCCAGUCAAUAUCAACACCGGUAGAAAUACAUGGUGCUGCACUAUUUGUCCUCAACUGUGUUGCUGCAUGAAAAAAUAAUAAUAAUAAUAAUAUAAUAUUACUUAAUAAGAAAUUAAAUUAUAUCCUUUUAAUUUUGUUUCUCUUGUCCCUCAUCCAUUUAUUCCUCUUCAAUGAAGAAGAAGAUAAAAGGUUAACAGGGUCUAAAUUUGUUUAUAUAUACUUAUAGAUUUCAAGAAGAAAAAGACAGAAAAUAUCAGAAGGCUGUUGUAGGCAAUAUGACAAUAUAUUCGUGCUUGUUUUAAACGGCACGGCGUUCUUUUUUGGUGUU